Messenger RNA from Dermacentor andersoni, 4347 nucleotides. RefSeq names its product paired box protein Pax-7-like. Gene Ontology annotation, biological process: regulation of transcription by RNA polymerase II; anatomical structure development. Gene Ontology annotation, molecular function: DNA-binding transcription factor activity, RNA polymerase II-specific; RNA polymerase II cis-regulatory region sequence-specific DNA binding. NCBI's taxonomy places the organism in Eukaryota, Metazoa, Arthropoda, Arachnida, Ixodida, Ixodidae. The record is from RefSeq and is a predicted model, not a curated record.
AAUCGUAAGGAAUGUGUGCAGCGCAUGCCUUACGUGUUAUUCAAGUGCAUUUGCGCGCCAUUUCUGUUAGUUGAUUCUGUUGAGGACUCAAAGAUAAAAAGUUGCACAGUUUGGUACACGACUGUAAGAAGUACCGCUAUGCACAACAUGAAUGACGUCGAGACCACGUCAAAGCUGCAUUCUCAGGCACAAAGUUUGGCGACGCACUGCUGUGCAUUUCUUUUAUUGUGUGUAUGUUUGCUAUUAGAUUACUUCUCUCUCUCUCUCUUUCUUUUUUUACAACUUUCGUUUCAGCUGGGCUGGUAGUUUCAAAUCAGAUGGACUUUCAAGUGACAUGAAAAAUCACCUUGUGUGGGGAACAAAAAUAUUUGAGCAACCGGUGCAACAAAACAGAGGCAAAAUUUCUUCGCGGUUAAGGUAUGCGCAGCCGGGAGUUGCGAUAUAUAACCCCGACAGGACUCGUGCGUGAGCACGAUAAUGUAUUGCCUGUGUUUAGGCUUCGCGCAACGUGAGUUGCUUCUCAGCAAAAGUGGUUCACGAACUUUUUGCCGGCUUUGCACAUACCCUUCUUCUCGUGAUGUGUUAGACGCCGAGAUAACCAAGCGCUAAACAUUCCUUUUUUUUUUUUUUUGUAGUCUUUAAACCGACGUGCUUCCAAAACACGUAAUUCCUUUCUCUUUCGUCCCCGAUUCGCAGGCCAGGGUCGCGUUAACCAGCUGGGCGGCGUGUUCAUCAACGGCCGGCCGCUGCCCAACCACAUUCGACUGAGGAUCGUCGAGAUGGCGGCCGCCGGCGUCCGGCCCUGCGUCAUCUCCCGCCAGCUCAGGGUGUCGCACGGAUGCGUCUCCAAGAUCCUCAACCGCUACCAGGAGACCGGCAGCAUCCGGCCGGGCGUGAUCGGCGGCAGCAAGCCCCGGGUGGCGACCCCCGAGGUGGAGAAACGCAUCGAGGAUUACAAGCGCGAGAACCCGGGCAUCUUCUCGUGGGAGAUCCGCGACCGGCUCAUCAAGGACGGCGUGUGCGAGCGCGCCAGCGCCCCUUCGGUCUCGUCCAUCAGCAGGCUGCUGCGCGGGCCGCGGGACGACGACGAGGACCCCAAGGCGAUGCUGCUGCAGCACAAGCACUCCAUCGACGGCAUACUCGCCGCCAAGGAGAUGAACCCCGGCUCCCGUCUGUCCGGCGGCGAGUGCAGCCUGGACUCGUUCUCGGACGGCGACUGCGGAGGCGACUCGACGGCCGAACCGGGGCUGACGCUGAAGCGGAAGCAGCGCCGCUCGCGCACCACCUUCUCGGCGGCUCAACUCGACGAACUGGAGAAGGCGUUCGAGCGAACCCAGUACCCGGACAUCUACACCCGCGAGGAGCUGGCACAGAGGACGCGCCUCACCGAGGCAAGGGUCCAGGUAUGGUUCAGCAAUCGGCGCGCGCGCUGGCGCAAGCAGAUGGGCAGCCAGCAGAUGAACGGCUUCUCGGCGCUCAGCCUGCCCGUGUACCCGGCCGCCGCGGCAGCCGCUGCAGCCGCUGCCAGCCCCUAUCUGCUGCAGCCCACCGAGCCACCGCCCCAGCCCUACGCGCAGCCGCACCACGCAACCCAGGCGCCGCAAGAGUCCGUUCCCCCGCCGGUUGUAACCACCAUGGGCCACGGUUCAUCGGACCCGCGUACGAGUGCAUACGGCGCUGACCAGCACUACGGCGCGGCCCAGCAGCCGCUCAAGCCGCAGAUGCUGAACAUGCUCCCGAGCCCUGUGGACUACGGCAGCCUCCAGCAGCAGGACGACUGGCGCACGCAGGCGGCGGCAGCGGUCAGCCAAGGGAGCUGUUGGCCCUCGGCGGCGCCGUCCCCCGCCCCGACGGCGCCGAGCACCGCUGCGGCCACAGACCCAUCGUCGUUCGGCGCGGACGCGUUCGUGUCGCCACCCUUCAAUGCGACGGGACUGGACCUCAAGCCGUCCUUCUACUACCCGGCACUUCGUGGACUGCCGCUCUGACCCCACUGCCGACCACUCUUGUACAAAGCGCAUCGCAGGCAAACUACAGUGACGCCUCUUGUCAUCACAAACACGGCCCAGUGCUCCGUCUUGUCAGGCAGCGCGCUGAAUGAACCGACAGACUCCUCCACCAGUGAGGACGUUGUGCCCAGACCAGUGCUCGCCUGCAGGUGGUCCACUUCCGACGGAAGCCCUCGCGCGUCAAGUGUCUCCGUGUGAACGGCUGCGCUCGAAACGGAAACCAUCGCCCGCGGCAGUUUCGCCUUCGCUUCACUCAGACACUUGCGGAGAAUUCCAGUCGUCGUUCUGGAGGAGCUCUCUACGUAUAUCGCUGAUUCAAACGUGCCAGAGGGCAACGUUUUUAAUGCUACGCGCUGGAUUACGGCGGAAACAAACUGCCAAGCGUAGCAAGCAGUCGGAAAUUUUUAGGUUGAAUGCGUGACUCCAUGGUGGAGCAAAACUUUGGAGGACGUUUAAGCUGCGCCUUUAAGAGUGGAACGCCGAUAGCGUUCGAAGACCCCUUACUGCUGUCCAUGCUUCCCGGCAACUUCAGCUUAUGUAACCGUUUACCGGGAAACGGCUGGCUGCGAACGCUAUGCACGAAGGCGAGCUUACUGUUAGAGACGUACCCUCUUGCGUGAGUUGAUCUUCUGUUACUGUUUCGCACUUUUAGUAUUUCACUCUGAGAAGAGCUAAGAUAAAGCACAUGUGCUGUCGCUUUUCUUUUCCCUUACAUUUGUUUGUGGGCUGCCGUUCUCAAAAUUCCGAGGAAUAACUUUGUAAAGAAUGAAAGGCAAAGUACGGGCAACUUUGGUGGUAGAGAAGUGGUUGGGUAUGCAGUAGUUCAGAAUUCGGUUGUAGAUUAUUUUUCUCGAGGCCAUGUCCGACGCCGGCUGCUGGAUUUUCUGCGACACGGGAUCCUUAACACUAUCGCGUUAAAAUAGCGAUCUGUAGCGGAUUCGGUCCGAAACAACCAGUGGGGAACGCGAAUGUGACGUUAAUCGAGCGGUCAAUUACAUAUGCUCCCCCCGCGUGUCGGAAAAGCUCGCUUCGUAUCGACCAGGGGAAUUCGCCUAACUCGUCAGCAGAUGCGUGCAGCGAAGUCGAGCGUUCGCUGAAGGCGUGCAGCCAGUGCGGCGAAACGUUGCUUUCCACGCGGUGGAAUUCGCUUUUUAGAUCGUUAAGAAAAGCAGAUCACGUAUGUAACUCUGUGUGCUGCAUCAUUAACAACGUUCAUGAACUAUGUUUUCAGUUCACGGCAACGCAGGCAACCGGAAGUGCUCUCUAGGAGGACGGAUGUCCGCGUUUAGUAUAACGACCGAAAUUCGGCAGCGACAAGACGGUGGAAACAAAAUGCCCGAAGGGAGCCGCCAUCAGCGAGUGGCUGGGCGACGUGUUAUCAACUUCGUGACUACAUUAAUGUACUACUACUAGUGCGCAAGUUAAAUGUUCGAGCUUGAAAAUAGAAAUCGUGAGCCCACAACGUUAUGCGCUUGCUAUACUCAGCCGCGUCCACGAGCCUUUGAAUUAGCAGCUGCAAUGGGGGCAGCUUCGAAACAAGCCCUCUCAGAGCGGACGCUGUACACGGUCACAAAAAAGUUUGCCACGUGAGAUCACGAUGCGUCAGUAGAUUUUGGCCUUGACGAUUGUGUUGAAGCCGCAGUGAUCGCAAAGACUUCGAUAUGACGUUUUCGUACCAGCAGAUGCUCUCUCCGCGUAGAAGCCCUCUACGAUAAUGAAGUCCGCUAAAUGUUUUGUUUUUGGGCACAAAGCUUCGAUCCUCCUUCAUCUGAUCGGCUCGCCACUGGCUUCAGCGUCAACUUUGGUGCACGGAGCGUCAGAGACAGGAGUCGGCGGACGAGUUCGUGCACUCGCGAAUCGCGGCUGUAGUUCGGUCAUAACGCAAGCCUGGGCGAAGUUGUACAGCGGCUAUGGACACCAUACAGUGUUCGCAUUGUGGUCGACUCGGUCUAACGCCUCCUGGACGACAGAAGGCCUGCGCACUUUGAGCCACAAUAACAUGUGGGAAGGUCGAAAGCUGAUACAUUUCACGGAAAAAAGAAAGUUGGGAGAGGUAUAGUCAUUGGACAGCGCAGGCCACCGUAUUCGAGGGCCGCGAUGACCGAACUCUCUGGCGGCUGCGAACAUUGCUUGUCGACAUUGUAAAGAACACCUCACGGAAGGUGACAGAGGUAGAUGCAGGACUGUAAGAGCUACUAGGCCGUAAACCAAAGAACCUUUGCCUGCGCAAUUCAUUGCUAUCUGUGUACCCUAUUGCACCACGACGCGUUUCACACAUUGAAUGAUGGCGAUGAUAUGAUAAAUAAUAAUAGCAAUGAUAAUAAAGAAUGAGAAAGUU